This is a messenger RNA of Paramecium primaurelia, 927 nucleotides long. The record is from the annotation of a GenBank genome assembly. NCBI's taxonomy places the organism in Eukaryota, Ciliophora, Oligohymenophorea, Peniculida, Parameciidae.
AUGAUCAAUACUAUGUUCAAACAUGAUAAGAAGUGCCUAUUAUUUGAAAUAUUUGAAGUUAUUACAGCUUAAUAAUUGACUGUUGAAAAAAUCUAAAUAAUAAAUGCUGAUUUGAUAGUUGGAUUUUCGAAAUCUGAAUAACAUGUUAAAAUUUGGAGUAUUUCAAAAAGAUAGGCAGUUUUUGAACAUUUUUUUGAUUAAAAGAAAGUAAAUGAAUUGUUGAUUAUAUAAAAUUUAAAUGAUUUAGUAGCUUAUGGUUUUUUAGAUAAAUAGGUUUAAAUUUGGAGUAUAGAAACAUAAUGUGGAUUUUCUAUGUUGUAUGAAUUAAGCUAUGAACAAUAGAUUAAGAAGAUUAAAUUAUCAAAUAAUACUACUUAAAUUGGAAUAUUACAUAAUGAUUAAUAAAUUAGAUAAUUAAGUAAAGAUUAAUUGUAAUAAACUAUUCUCUAUGAAUCUAAUUAAUAGGUUGAAGAUUAUUGUUUUUUCAAAAAGUAAACUUUUCUUGCAAUCAUUUAAAAAAGAGGGUUUGUUUUAAUAUUUUCAAUAAAAUCUUAGAAAUCAAUUAAGUAAUGGAAUGCCAAUCAAUAAGGCUAAUUAUCUAUAGAUGGUAUAGAUAAGGAUUUAAUAAUUGUGACAUAGGCAAGAGAUUAUUCAAUUAAAAUUUGGAAUAUGAGUAGUUAUCAUUUGUUAAGAGUAAUAGAUUCAAGAAAAAUAUCAUUAUCUUCAUAUGAUAUAUACAAUAAUACUUUGUUAAUGUCUACAUUUAAGCCAUCAUUAGAUAUAAUAAGUCUAAAAACGUGUAAAAUGAUUUAAAGUUUAGAAGUUGAUUAUCCAAUAUUGAAAAUAGAAAUAGAAUCUGAAAGUAAUCUAAUAGCAAUUUUAGACUAUGAAUUUUAGAUAAUAUUAAUAAGAAAAAAAAAAUAUUGA